Molecule: messenger RNA, 570 nt
Organism: Venustampulla echinocandica
Lineage: Eukaryota; Fungi; Ascomycota; Leotiomycetes; Helotiales; Pleuroascaceae
Exons: 2
Coding region: 1-570 (189 amino acids)
Biological process (GO): copper ion transmembrane transport; intracellular copper ion homeostasis
Cellular component (GO): plasma membrane
Molecular function (GO): copper ion transmembrane transporter activity
Source: RefSeq, a predicted model, not a curated record
AUGUCCCACGACCACGGCACCUCAACAACCGCCGAUAUGGGCUCCUCGUCUCUCAUGGCGGCAUCAGAGAUGUCCAUGACUCUCUUCUCCAGCACCUCGACACCCCUCUUCGCCGAGGCGUGGGCUCCCAAAACCAUAGGUCAAUACGCAGGAACCUGCAUUUUCCUCAUCAUCUUAUCUGUGGUUUUCCGCGGCCUGCUGGCUGUUAAAGCGUGGAAGGAAACAGCAUGGUUGGAUGCCGAGUUCAAUCGCCGAUACGUCGCCGUCGCGGGAAGAGCGCCCAAAUCCGAGAGCAUAUCGUCGGAUGCCGAUAGCAAGCGCAUGAUUUUGACGGAGAAUGGAGUCGAGGAGGAUGUGGUGGUGGUGAAGAAGAAGGGCGCCGUUACCCGUCCGUGGAGGAUCUCGACCGAUCCUGUUCGCGCUGUUAUGGACACUGUGAUUGCUGGUGUCGGAUACCUUCUCAUGUUGGCAGUUAUGACUAUGAAUGUUGGGUAUUUCCUAUCCAUUCUGGGCGGGACAUUCCUUGGGAGUCUCGCCAUUGGGAGAUAUGCUGUUCAGGCUGAGCAUUAG